Podospora anserina S mat+ is the source of this 2307-nucleotide messenger RNA. RefSeq lists its product as uncharacterized. Bases 1 to 2307 code for a protein of 768 amino acids. The transcript is spliced from 2 exons. The record is from RefSeq and is a predicted model, not a curated record. Gene Ontology annotation, molecular function: nucleoside triphosphate diphosphatase activity; ribonucleoside triphosphate phosphatase activity. Lineage: Eukaryota; Fungi; Ascomycota; Sordariomycetes; Sordariales; Podosporaceae. Gene Ontology annotation, biological process: nucleoside triphosphate metabolic process.
AUGCGUCCCCUCCAGCCGCUGAACACAACGAAUGCGGGCGCCCGAGACCAACAGACGUUUUUGUCGCCGUCCGAUUACGACGCCGAUGCGAUUUCGAUCCGCAGCGAUCAGGACACGGAUAGUGAGGAUGACGAGAGGCAGAUGCGAGCGAGGAACAGUCGCGAGUUGAGGGCGCACGACAGGCUGGUGCUGAUGGAGGAGGAGGAGCUUGGCCAGUUGGUGACUGAGACACGGAGGAAGAAGGAGAGGGAGAGGAGGGGUUCUGGGUUGCCGUUGCCGAUACCGAAUCCGUUGACGUUGUUUUCGAGGAGGCUGAGCGAUGCUUCGAGAUCGAGGUCGGCGAGUCCGUCAUUUCACUCGGCUGAGUCGGUUGACGGGAAUGAUGUGGGGGAGAGGAGGUCGAGGAGAAAAGCGAGGAGGAAGGCGAAGAAGGACCGGUUGCUGACUGAGGCGCAACAUGGUGAGGAUGGGGAGUUGAUGUAUGAAAUGGAAGAGGGGGGGGUGAAGAGUGGGAGCGAUACUGGGGAAAGCAGUGAUCGGGAUGACAGCGAUGAGGUGGACAGGAAGAAUCUCUUGCACAUGGGUGCUGUGAAAGCGAAGAGAAGGAGGAACUGUUGUCGCUGGGGCCUACUUUAUGCACUCAUAAUUGUUGGCUUUGGGAUUCUGGUUUUGGUGGCUUGGAAGUUGUCAAUUGAGAAGAAGGCAACGGCACAAACCGCAGCGAAACUUGUCAGCAACGGCACGGCUCUGUUCGCUCCUACGACCAUUAUCAUCAGUUUAGACGGAUUUCGCGCCGAUUUUGUUGACAGGGGCUUGACACCGAGGCUCAAUGCCUUUGUCAAAGAGGGUGUAUCACCACGCUAUAUGCUGCCGUCUUUUCCCAGCGUCACCUUUCCUAAUCAUUACACCUUGGUCACUGGGCUGUACCCCGAGGCUCAUGGGGUGGUUGGAAACUCCUUCUGGGAUCCCGAGCUCAAAGAGGAAUUCUACUACACUGAUCCUAAAAGAAGCCUGGAUCCAAAAUGGUGGAAGGGUGAGCCGUUCUGGGUGACAGCUCAGAAGCAAGGCCUCAAGACUGCGAUACAUAUGUGGCCUGGGAGCGAAGCUCACAUUCUCAACACGAACCCUACCUACAUGGACAAGUACAACGGAAAGGAGAAGCUGUCCAAGAAAGUCGACCGGGUUCUUGAGUUCCUGGAUAUGCCGGAUGAUGAGCGCCCGCAGGUGAUCGCGGCAUACAUUCCUAAUGUUGAUGCGGUUGGGCACACAUUUGGUCCCAACAGUACCGAAAUUCAGCUUACAAUUGGCAAGGUCGACAAGAUGCUAGACCGCAUCUUUAAGGGGCUGGAGGAACGACGCUUGACAAAUAUUGUCAAUGUCAUUGUCGUUUCUGACCAUGGCAUGGCAACCACCGAUAUAACACGCGUUGUGCAGUUGGAGGAUCUUGUCGAUGUCAGCAAGAUCGAACACACCGACGGAUGGCCGCUGGUUGGUUUGAGACCGAAGAAUCCCAAUGAUCUUCAGGAGAUUCACGCACAGUUGGUUGAGAGGACCAAGGCGAACCCGAAUCUCGACGUGUACCUCAGGGAUAUGGACAUGCCUGAAAGAUGGCAUUUCUCCCGGAAUGACCGCAUUGCUCCUUUAUGGAUCGUGCCCAAGACUGGGUGGGCGCUUGUGAAGAUGGAGGAGAUGAAUCUGAAAGAAGCACAAGCGAAAGGUACUGUCUAUGCGCCACGCGGCCUACACGGGUACGAUAACGAACACCCUCUAAUGAGGGCGUUGUUUGUCGCUCGGGGCCCUGCUUUCCCUCACCAGCCAAAUAGUGAGGUUGAGGUUUUUCAAAACAUCAAUGUCUAUAACAUGCUCUGUGAUUCAGUUGGGAUCACCCCUGCGCCAAACAACGGCACCCUUAGGCUUCCUCUGAAGCCGAUUGGUCUGCACAGUGAUCACGAAUUUGAUUCGCCUGCUGAGUCGAGCACCCAAACGCCUGUGUUCUCAAGCUCAACAUCGGCGAAGCCUGUCAUGGUCAACCCAGUCACAGCCAGUGCUCCUUUGGUUGCUCCAACAGCAACAGUGACAAAGACGGUUGAGAAGACUAUCGAGGUCGACAAGCCGACAGCGCAGCCCUCUUCGGAUCCCUCAGGCGAUGACGAGGGCGAUGAUGGCAAGUCCCCUCUGGAUAAAGUAGAUGACUCGGUCAAAGGGUUUUGGGACUGGUUUUCUGGAAAGGUCUCGCAUUGGUGGGACAAAGUCUCCAACGGCAGUGAUGGCGAGAGUGAGGAGCCUCCCGAAAACCCCAACGAGUAA